AUGAUCCGUGACUUCGAUAGAAUUUUAACAUCAAAUAGAACGUCCUAUCAGAUAGACUCCGGUAACGUGAUCUUCACACAUCAUUACAAGAGCAAUCCCGAAGUGACGGCUGUAGUGGUCUAUGUUCGCAAAGUAAUUUACUUGCAAGUCUUAGAGGUUGCUCAUAUCAUAAAUUUGCCAUCGCUGAUUAUAAACAGUGAGUAUGACAUUCAAGACCCUCCUUCCUCUUUAAAGCUAAUUUUUGUCACCUGUGUUUUAUUGUUGGUGAUGUAUACUUGUCAACAGAUGCGCAGAAAAAUCCACCAUGAACAGAGACAUUUUAACAAAACUAAUGAUUCGAGGACAAGAGAGGGAAAUGUGCCUGAAAAAUCCUUGCAUACAGCAGAAGAAGAAGAGAUAAAAAAGAGGCGGGUUCGUAAAAAGAAGCCGCGAAAACAAAAUCAUGAAAAUGGUGAAGUGUUAAAAGACACAAGUAAAGAAAGAGAGAGAACCCCCGAGAACUGUGUUGAUGAUGAAACUCCUUUCGUCAAAAGGCAAAACAAAACACCCCGAAGAGACAAGGAAGAUUUGGAGAGGAGACCUUCGGGACGUGACUAUGGUUGUGAAAUUCCUGACUUAUUUACUCCAGUGGAACAAGCAAAGUGCGGUAGAAGGCGUAAGAAAACCCCGCAAAGAGGAGGUCCCGAGCUAGAGAGCGCUUGCAAGCGAGGUGCUAAUGACUCUGAAAUUCCCCAAGCUUCUCGACCUGCUGAGCGUGACAAGAAGUAUGUUAAAAGACGUAACAAGUUUGUCGUAAGUGAUGGUGCUGAUCAAGAUGGUGGUGUCGUGAAACACACUGAAAAGAAGAAGGAAGAUACCGCUUCUAAGAAAGCCGUGGAGCAAGAUAAAGACGUCAGAAGGCGUAACAAACAUUUUAACUCAAAACAUGUUGAUGAGAGCAGGAAGGAUUCUGAAAAAUCCAGGGUGGUCGAUGGGGUAAGAGAUAUUGAUAAUCCCAGUGAUAAAAUUGUUUCUAAGGAUAAGAGGGAACGUGGAGUAAAUGGUGAUACGACCCAGGUUGAAGAGGAGAAAUAUGUUAAAAAGCACAACGGUGUUGUUACUCAAAAAAGGGCUUCUGACAAUCUAGAAAACGUAGACGCUGUGAAAGAAAUUCGUGAGGUCAAGAGCUCGGUGAAAUUAUUUUCGUCGAAGCUUUUUGAAAACGCCAUUGGUUCGGUCUGCGUAGUCCAUGACAAAACUACCAGAAGAGGGAAGAAGUUGCCGGGAAAUACGCAUAGACUACUUCAGGCUCACGACAGAGAGGAUUUCGUUGAGAAAGUCUUAAUUAAACACGCUGCGAAAGAAACUGAGCACUUGGAUGAGGUGCAGAAGCAGACAUUACUCGAUAGCGAGGCAAACAGGGUGUGGACGGGGAAUGUAUGCAGAGGUGAGAAUUCUGAGGAUUUUGAAAAGAGAAGCCGAGACGACGGUCGAUUGGGCAGUGGCGGUUCAUCUAUUGGAGCGAGACGAUGGAGGUCUGAUCGGCAUAGGACGACAAAUGGAAAAGAAAAUAACGGACCAUACAACGGAGGAAGAAGAGGAACCGGAAACACUCUGAAAGAUGAUCCAGAAAGAAAUUUGGACGUUUACCCAGCAAGGCGACAUAGCGGUCACGUUUUCGGCAGAAAAGAAGAACGCUUCUCAGAAGAUCACGGCCUUCAAGCGAUGGAUCCAAGUGGGGAUAACAGAGAAUUCGAACAAGGCGCCGUUUUUGGGGACAAAUCUGAUACUCAGCCGGAAACGCAGAUAAAAAUCUUCUCGCAAACAGAAAAAGGGGUGGAAUCGCCGAUGAGACGGGUCCAAUUUGGUUCCUCAUCGAGUCGGCAAGACCUGCGGAUCACCUCUGAAAGGCAUUUCGUGAUCGAUCCCGAGGUACGAGGUAGAAUUGCCCAUCCAAAAUAUCCAGUGCGUGUGCCAGACAGACCGCUGGACAACUUAGACCUGAACGAUCCCAGCCGACGAGAUUAUCUGAAUUACACUCCAGGGCGGAACGUGUCUCGAGUAAACGGAUUAUUCGGUCGCAAAUGGGAGGAAAUGAUGGAUAGAAGACAGGAAAAGGAGUUCGCUGAACAAGAUCGCAAUUUCGAGAAUGAAUCAGUUGUUUUCAUUCGCGACUGUCCUACUUUUAUGAUCUGGGGAACAUGCCACCGCGGGGAACGAUGCGAGCUCCGCCAUCCGUCCUACAGGUAUCUAGAGCGCGCGGCGCCGAGUCCUGCUGCAAAACCUGAGCCGGUACAGGUAGAACCCAAGCCGCAAAACUCCAGAUCUUACGCCGCCAUCCUGGAGAAGACUAAGUCUCCCGCAAACGCUGAUUUCGUCAACAUUGCUCUUUCUAAAGAAGGUUCGAGCGAGGGAAACUUCGAGGACGAAUGGCCGGCGCUCGGCUCCCCAGGGAAUGGGGAGGCUUCCAAAUCACGGAAGUUCAAGAGUACCGUUCAAAAUGAACUGAAAGUGCAGGAGCUUAAGAUUGUGUGUCACACGGAACCAGCUGUUGAAGGGUCCAUGAGUGGUCAAGCACAGAUUGCCAGUGACCAGCUCAUUGCUGAAACGUUACAGGUAGACGAGUACGCUGAGUUUAACGAUUUUAACGAUGACGAUUAUUUGUAUCCAGCUAAUCAAGAUCAGGAACUAAACGAGCAGGGCUAUUAUAACGAGCAAGUUGAAUACACUCUUGAAGAUGACGAGAAUUCGUUUGACACUAGCGAAGUGGGAGGUAAAGCCGUCCAUGUUGAACGGUUUAACUCUUUCAACUUUAGCCCGUUUAUUAAAGAGAGCACUUCAGAUCGCGGUGAGGAGCCGGAAAAGGUGGAAGUCUCUACCACAUGCGAUAUCUGCAUGGACAGGCCUAAAGACGCCGCGUUGAUUUGCGGUCAUAGGUUCUGCUACCAGUGCGCAUUGCAGAUGCGUGCCGACGAACGUGUUUGCGCAAUUUGCCGACGUUGCAUUGUGUCUGUUAUAAAAACGUUCAACUGAGCUCGGAACGCGUUUUUGACCAACUGAGCCACCGUUCUUUCUGCACAAUUGGUAAAAGACAGCGCUUAAGACAUGCUCGUAUCCACUGAACGCACGACCGUUAGGACUCAUGAAAAUUUUGCAACUUUACUUGACUUAACCUACAAAUGCUCAUAAAAAUAUUGUUUGGAGAGGAAAAGCUACAGGAGAAAACUUCAAACGGAGGCAAACAAACAUACAAAUAGUAUAUUUUAUUAACAUUUUCAGAUUUUACAAUAUAUUGGA
Molecule: messenger RNA, 3276 nt
Organism: Pocillopora damicornis (cauliflower coral)
Lineage: Eukaryota; Metazoa; Cnidaria; Anthozoa; Scleractinia; Pocilloporidae
Molecular function (GO): metal ion binding
Source: RefSeq, a predicted model, not a curated record